Molecule: messenger RNA, 7826 nt
Organism: Poecilia reticulata (guppy)
Lineage: Eukaryota; Metazoa; Chordata; Actinopteri; Cyprinodontiformes; Poeciliidae
Gene: bicc2
Product: bicaudal C homolog 2
Cellular component (GO): cytoplasm
Molecular function (GO): protein binding; RNA binding
Source: RefSeq, a predicted model, not a curated record
AUUUAUCAAGAACUGAAUGACUCCAGAUUUGUCGAUUUCAGAAGAGAUGUUGCUCAAGUAGUUGAAGUAAGUUAUUUAAAGCAUCUUUACAGUUAAAGCCAUGGCAACAAUUUAUCCAGUAUCUUAAACAGGCUGAAAGGGGUGAGAAAGACUUCAAUUUUCCUACCAAAUUUAGGGAAAGGAGGCGGGUGGUCAAAGAAAAGACAGUGGGAGGAGGGUUGAUUCUGGCCUCUGUCCCCCUUUUUCUCUCACUUGGGCUGUCUCCUUGGUCACACACAUGCACAAACACUGACAAGGGCUAAGUCCUGCUACGACUGCCACCAACAUCAUGGAGAAAAGCUCCCCCGUUUCUUUGGACAUCACAGGGCCUCAGCAGCCCAAACUGGAAACUAGCUUAGAACUGGACUCAACAGCAGAGACUGACCCCAGAGAGCAAAAGGAGGAUGAGGAAGAGGAGAAAGAAGUACAAAGCUUCACUGGAGAGGAUGCAAAAAGGCAAAGCUUGGAUCCCGAGUGGGUGGAGGAGAGGUUCAGGAUUGACAGGAAGAAGCUUGAAACCAUGCUGUAUGCUCCGGAACAAAGAGGAGAGACAGGAGAAAAGUUUUUCGAGCGAGUAAUGAGAGAAACUAGCACUCAGGUGAAAUGGCCAUCCAAGCUAAAGAUUGGAGCAAAGUCAAAGAAAGAUCCUCACGUGAAGGUGGAAGGGAGGAGAACCGACGUUAUGGAAGCCAAAAAGAAGAUACUGGAAGUGCUGGAGACCAAGGUGAACAAGGUGACUCUGAAGAUGGACGUGGCUUUCACAGAGCAUUCCCACGUCAUUGGGAAAGGAGGUGGGAACAUAAAGAAGGUGAUGGAAGUCACAUGCUGUCACAUCCACUUCCCCGACUCCAAUCGUCACAACGCUGCAGGAGAGAAGAGCAAUCAGGUUUCUAUCGCUGGCCCCAUAGAAGGAGUGGAGGAAGCCAGGAGGAGGAUAAGAGACCUUCAACCUCUCUCUCUGACCUUUGACCUGCCAGUCAGCCUGGUACCCCAGGCUCUGCCAGAUGCAGGCUCCCCACUCAUCCAACAGGUGGCGCAGACUUUGGGGGUCAGUGUGGGUUUCAGGGCUGUGCUGCCACUGCCUCAAGCCCAGACAGCCUUUUACGGAAGCUCCUGCACAGUUUGGGGACUCCAAGGCAACGCAGCUGCUGUCAAGAAGGCGACCUGCAUCCUGAUGGAGCUCCUGCUUGGGUCAGAGGCCUCAGGGGGGAUCGUGAGCAGCCAGCUGGAUGUCACUGCUCAGCAGCAUCUCUUCCUGCUGGGACAAAAUGGUGCAAACUUUCUAAGUGUUAUGCACAAGACCCAGACCCAGAUCAUCCUGCCAGACCUUAGUGCCCCUCAGAGUCCCCCCUCACUGCUCAUUCAGGGCAGCCCUGACGGAGUGUGUCUCGCUCGGCAACAGCUCAUGGAUUGCCUGCCAGUGUGUUUGAUGUUUGACAUUCGAGAAGAUGGGGAGGGAGGCCCUUCCAAAGUGGCCCAGAUGAUGCAAAACCUCGGAGUCUUCAUUAGCGUCAAGCCCAAAGCGAAACAGACAAGCAAGUCGGUGGUGGUGAAGGGUCUGGAAAGGAACAUCUCCUGCAUUUAUGAAGCCCGCCGUCUGCUCCUAGGACUCGAUUCCUCUGAGACUGCGAAGAUAACUACAGUGAACCCUGACCUCAUGUCACCUGGUGGCAGGCUGGCAAACUACUGGCUCGACAUGUUGCUGCAGCAGCUUUCUCUCUCUGAACAGGGCUCUGCACCUGUUCAAACCACAGAGGUGCUGACUGGAACAAAAUCCCACCUGUCAGCUCCACCAGGCCUCACUUCUCCAACAGACGAGGGCAGGACAGGGCUGAAGGGAACAGACAGUYGGCAACUGGAAAAGAUCCUUGAAAGUGAGAAUCAGUCUGACCAAUCCGAGGAGGAGAGCAUUGAGGUUGUGAGGAUGUCACCAUCUGAGGUGKGCAAAGCAGGAAACAACAUCAGCAGGGUGGGUGUGAAUGGCAGGAGGGGGAGUCUCCAAGGUCCAGAAAUCAGCAAAACACACAGCCAGGGCAGACGGCACUCCACAGGGCAGGCGCUGACAUACAGGUUGGUGAACGCAGAGACAGAGCGAGGGUGGAAUGAGCGAAGGAACAGCCUGAGGAGAGAUGCUCCUCGGGCUCAAAAUGUUCACGCUGACUCAUCUAAGGCUGGGGAUUAUGACUAUGAGAAGAAGAAACUGAUGGCAACAAGAGCCAUGCARAGGAAACCUGUGGUCACAGAGGUUCGGACACCCACAGACACCUGGAGUGGGCUCGGAUUUUCCAAGUCUAUGCCAGCUGAAGCUAUCAAGGACCUCCGUAGCAUCAGUCGACGCAGCUACAAACCUUACCUGAGUCCUAACACCAAUCAGCAGCAGUCUUGGGCUACCCAGAAGGGGAAAAUGUGCCUUGGUAGCGACUCUGAGAACUGGAGGGACAGACGCGGAUCCACGCCCCAGAUCGUCUCCUCGUCUUCCCCCUCUUCCUCGUCUCCAUCCUCCCCCUCCACGCCUCCACCUGGCUUCCCUUCCUUUUCUGUGUUUUCAUCCUCGCUCAACAGAAGCAGAAGUGACAAGUCAUGCGAAAACUCUGUUGGSGGAUGUUUCUUCGAAGGCRCAUACUCUGCGAGGAGGGAGUCAACCUGCAGUCAGCGAAGCCCCUCCCCCCUCGUGACGGAUGACUUACCUGAGCUGCUCAGCGAACUUGGGCUUAUCAAAUACAUUGACCUGUUUGAACAACAGGAGAUUGACUACCAGACAUUUCUAACUCUGUCUGAUGAGGACCUGAAAGAAAUAGGGAUCUCCACUUUUGGAGCCAGACGCAAGAUGAUGUUAGCUAUCUCGGAUCUGAACAAGAGCAAAACGAGCCUGUCGGAUGCACAACCAGUGAAGCCCGGCUACUUGGAAGGUGGCGCGAGUGGUAGACUUCCACGCAUCUUGGAUCUGGAUGUUGCAGUUCACAGUAACUGCUGGCACAAGGAGGUCUUGAUCUGCUCGGAUGCUUCACAGGCUGGCUGGUUCAGUGGCAGCCAAGCAUGAAACACAGAGAGAGAGAGAGUGACAGGAAGUGUUGGGCUGUGACAGAUUAGGUAGAGAUGAUCCCUACUUAUUACAAUGUCUCUGCCAAUUACAUAGGCAGGCUUUAAAGCACCGAUCCACAAAUCUGGUCCUUGGGCUCUAGAGUACUGCUGGAUUUUUAUCCUGCCGGAUAGUUAAUUGCGCUCCCCUGAGGUCACAGGUCUAAAUCAGUCUGUGAUCGCACAGCUAGAAUGAAAACUACCAAGGAAAAAAAAAUGAGCAGUGCUUUGAACCCCAACAAGUGAGCCACUUGGACAUUUCACUUGAGAAGUGGCAAUCUGGGAACGUGACAAGGCUGCCUGGUGGAAAUGCAAAGCAUUGCCCCUGAGCAGAAGAGUCACAGCUUCUCUUAGGUUUUACUCAGGUCAGGUUUGUUACUCAAAAGAAGAKAACAUAUUUCAUGUUUUUUUUAGGUUAUGUGAUCUUUCCAGUCAUUUUUGUUCUUUUCUAGGAGGUUACAUAGCAUCAAUUUUCACACAGCCUAAAUGUGCCAUAACUUUCACACAUUUUUGUCCACAAAGUUUUCUUAAAGGGUCUAAAAGUUUGAAACACACUGACCUAUUAUUUUACACACAACAAUGUAUUCUGUAUAAUAUAAAAAAAGAAUAUUAUAAAUGAUAUGUCUAAUAAAGAUGUAGAUGCUCAUUUAGGUGAAACAAUAAAGGUUGGAUUCCCAAAGGACCCAAAUGUAGGACAACUUUGGGUGAGAUUCAUUAAACUGAAAAGAGUGGACUUCUCCUUAGCUACUGAAACGGUAUUAUCUAUUCAAAACACUUUCUCUCACAAGGUAAUUAGACAAAUCUGGUGCAUAGUCUCCACUUCAAGGGAAAGAGCAAGAGGUUGAGAGUCAGAGCAUACCCCACAGUUCAUGCUCUGGUCUUGAGAGAAGUUUUGAGCAGAUCAACAUCUGUACCAUUUAGAUGACAGCUCUCAGACGUGAGGAACCGUAAUGUUUUAGAGUUAGGUAGUGCUCUACCUUUGAGCAAACUUCGUGACAAUCCAUCAAUGCUUUGAGUGACUGUCAUUAUCACUUUAAAAGCUGCAAGGAGGAUAUAAAAGCUCAAGGCUCGUUGAUUAACCCCUUAACCCCAUAGAAACCACUGACGUUUGUUAUAUCUUCUUGUAAAUUUCUGAAUGACUUGUUUCAUGUACAAUAACUUAAACAGCUACGAACAAGGGAAAUGAAGGAUGUAGGUUGGAGAUGACCUUUGUGAGAAUUGAAGGUAUUUAUAGCUUCUCUCUCAUAUGUAAGUGUAGCUGAGUGUUGAUGUUCAUGGAACAACGUGACUGAAACCUUAGGUCUCGACUUCUUUCUCUUCAAGGGACAUAUUGCCAACAAAGGUAUCACAUGAGCUCAUAUACAAGCUAAAGACUUCACAAUCAUUGGUUAUGUUUGUCGUGGCUGAAGGAGGUUGAUAUCAGAUAUCCUUUUUUAGACUUCGACUGAAUGCCUGACAACCUUGUUUAGAUUUUUAAAAAAUGUUACAAAUACCUGAAUAUCAGACAAAAAUAAUUAUAACUGGGCUAUAACUGAGCUACAAGCCCAUCAUGAUUAAGUGGAAAUGUUUUUUUUGUAAUUUAUUUUUUUAUAAUUCUAGGCUUUGACCUCCUUAAAGUGCAAAUCUACUUAAAAGAACAAUAACUGACUUCGCAAGUCAGUCACUGCUCUCCCUAUACAUUGCCAUGGCAUGACCCUAAUAACAAAAGAAGAAGACCAACUCCCAUUAAAACUAACAGCAUAGUCAAAGCAUCACCUGUCUCUAUAGGUUUUGGGAUUGUGUGGAGGAUCCACCCAACAUGUGGGCCAUGUGUGGACAAUAACGAAGGAGAUAAUAGAGAAAUGAAACAGAGCAACGAAGCACCCCGAGGGUAAAACAUAACCACAUAUUCCCCUCACUGUGAUGAAGAUAGAACUCACUCCAGGAAAGUGAGGAGAGCAGGAAGAGAAAAUAGAAACUGUAAGAAACUGUAAUAAGAGAGUGAGAAUGAAUGUGUGUGUCAAAGUAUGUGUGAGAACAACAGGACAAAUAUGAACACUGUGACAGAUGUGUUGCCGAAACAAAUUAGAUACCAAAUAAAAAAAAAAAAAAGGUGAUUGUAGGAGUUUAUAAUAUGUGAAUGUCAUCAAAUUACUUCUUGCUGUUAUAAUUCUUACUCAAACCAUCAAUAUGACUWCAGGAUGUAGAUUCCAGCAGCUGCAAGUUUAAUUAAAAUGAAAUUUCAUGUUAAAAAUGUCUAGACAGAAAUCUACUUUGAAAUGAAAGAAGAAUAAAAUGCUUGUCUAAAGCAAUGUCCUGAAGUAGUGACUUGAGGACAUUGCAACUUAGGUCAACAGUAAAUUUACACAAACAGAAACAAAGACUGCUGCAUUUUGUCAUAAUUUGAGAAACUAACAAAAAUGUAUCUGCAGCGCUGGAAAAUAUGAAUACAGCUCGAGAUAGUAAUCUUUAUUUCUUAUUUCUGUUCUUGUAAUUGUGUACCAUCUGUUUAUUGAUUUUGGACAUGAUGCAACCAUUUACAAAAGUAAAUAGUACAGUGACUGUGUUUAGUAGUUUACAAUAUUGAUAAGUUGUUAAUGAUGUUAACUAGCUCAAGACCUAAUGAUCUAAUAGAAUAAACCUUUAUGCAGCCAGAAGGAUAUUUAAGACCAAGGAUUUCCCGACUCAAUCAAAUUCUAAACCCAAAGUUUUAGCUUUGGGUCCCCAACAAGCUUUAGGAAAUUAUCCAAAUUGUCCCAAACUAAACUCAGUCAGGRAUACUACUGUUGUUAGAUUAUUGUCUUUGAUAACUUUUGUGACACCCCUUGCAGGACCUAUACCUAAUUAAUAAAGCAACAACAACAAAAAAAAGUUCUAUGAAAAGUCUGAUAAGUGUUGGUGAAAAACAAAUAAAUUGGCACAUUAUUAAUAUAAAAAUGUCAAGUGUCUAAAGAAAUGUUUAGUGAUUGUUGUAUGUAAUUAGUUAAAAGCUAUAAGGUCUAAAUUUGUCUGCAGCCUCACCAGCAAAAGUAUUAGUAUUUGGGAAAAAAUCCUGACUUUAAAACUGGAUCUAUUUGUGUGGACUCUGUGAUAUUUUCCAGUGGCUGCACAGUGUUUUCUCCACUUCCUCCCAGAAUCUCAAAAAUUAUAUAUUUUUUGCUUUUUCAUCACAUGGUUAGUUUCAUGUUUUUCUUCAAGUAUUUAAGGAGAUCAAACCAAACAGCUGACAAGAGUCUUAAUUGGAAAGUUCUACUAAGUUGAAAAACAAACGGCUAUAUAUUCACGAAGUCUGGAGCCACAAGCGGAAUAGGUAAGGUCACUGAGUUGAUGCAACCUUUGUGCAUCGACUAUGUGAAGCAAAUUACUAAUUCAGUCUGGCAGUGUCUGCCGAGGAAUGCUGACUCAGCCUUUCCGAGCCAAAAGAUUCAGUUGUCCUUUUAGCCUCUGAUUGUUGGUAUGAUGUUUUUUUCAAAGUGCUGAGUGUGGCUGUUUCGAUGCAGCGAGGUCAGCUGUCCCAUUAGCCAACGACAUUACAAAAACACUCAUUAAGCCUCCAUGUUCUUUUUGGUCGCUGCCGACUUUGUCAUUCUCCUCUGUCAAAGAGGCGCAUGAUAAGAGUGUUUUAUUUCACUACCAUUUAUCUCUGGCUCUAAAAGGCGGAUGCUGCUUUUUCAAGGCUAGAAAAGGUCAGAGCUGAUAGAGGGCUUUGAUUGUUCGACUGCACAGAAAUCCAGGCAUUAGAAAAAGGAAAAGGGACAAGAAAGAGGGAAUUUGUGUGAAUGUUUUUGUGGUUUUAAAGUGAGCCGAGGGACGUGUUUUCAAUUCGUGAUUUUCUCAUGGCUUUGGACGUAGCAUACGAGCCAACAUGUUGAAAAGAAGAAACAAGUGGACAUUGACACGUAAGGUUCAAAAGACACUCAAGGUGUCACUUUACUUAAAUUUUAAAAUAAAUAAAAGUUUACGCAGUUGAUUUCAAUUCACUGAACAUAUCCAAUGUUGGGAGGCAGAGCGGACUCUUGUCUCCGCUGGAUGUCAUAUGUCCUCCCAGCUCAGGAGCAGCUACCUCAUCCAGUGUCCAUGCACAGUCAAAAGGCCUCAUCAGACCUACGGACCACUUAGCAAAAUACGAGCCGGCCGAGGCAUGCAGAUUUGCACUCCACGCCCGCUAUCUCUCUGCAAUACAAUUUCCUACCUCCUGAGAUUGGGAGAAGAACUGAAAGGACACUAGACAGCAUCAACAUAGCAACAGCAACAUAUUGUAGCAGCCAAAAUAGGCAUCACUUUCAGUUUGAGAUGCAUAGAGCUGGACCUGGCCAGGUAAAUCUCUCUUUUACAGGUACAAGAUGAGAAACAUGCAACAACAACAACAAUACAUCAUUAAUCUCAUUGUUUCCUGGGCUCUCCGAACACAUAAAAAAAAAAAUAAAUAAAUUUUACAAUCCUCCAAAAAAUUAACAGAGGAGUGGAGCGGGUUGGUACCAGUGGGGCAUCUCGGAGCUUUAAACUGUGGCAGCAAUUUGCGGAGAACACCGGAGGGAGCCCAGUGGUGGAACACAAAACACAAAAAUGAGCCGCAAACAAACAACAGGAAAAAGAAUCCACAAUCAAGCCUUCCUGGAGGAAACAUAUUUACACCCAAUAUAUCAGCUAAUGUGCCUGGGCUUACAGACUUACCAGAGACACCGAUACUCACAUCAAUAGGAGAGAAAGAGGAUGGGAACAGAGCAAAA